CUCUCUCCACCUUUCCCCAGAAUAUCUUAUUUCUCCUGUCCUGCUCUCUAUCUGCUCUCUCAGCUUUUCUCGGUCCACCUGGAGACCAGUGACUCCCGCUCUGACCCUGACAUCUACAAGGGUUCCCCCCCUCCUGGCACCACGGGCCCUGCCAGCCUCUCCCCUGAUCUCAGUCCCUGUGAUGCUGCACGGUGUGGCCUGGAGGCACUGCCACUGGCGAUGGACUUGGGGAAACUUUACUGGGCACUCUCAGCGCCCUUGGUGGGGACUCGUGGUCCCAAGUGAGAAAUGGCCCUUUUUUUCCCAGGCCACCAGCUGGGCUUGGAUAGGUAGGGGAUCUGGCGGCCGCAGGCCCUGUCGUGCUCAGAGGGCGGAAGGGGAAGCAGGAGGAUGACUAAUUACAUCAUCCUCAUCUUCUCCGGGCUGGGGACAAGUGUCCGCAACACCGUUCCCAUCCCCGCUGAGUGUAAGGAUGGGGGUGGUUGGUAGUGAGAGUGAGUUUGGGUAACUGGGCUGGAAGCGAAAGUGUGUGUGUGUGUGUGUGUGUGUGUGUGUGUGUGUGUGUGUGUGUGUGCGCGCGCGCGCGCCCUGGUCAGGUCUGGCUGUCAGUGGCGCCCCAGCCUCCAGACCCCCGGCGGGCGCGCUCAGCCGGCUGCCCUGGUCCAUAGGAUUUCUUGAAUGAGUGUGAGGAUUUCUGCGGAACAGCAAACUUUGUCAGAACACGUCUUUAAAAAACACCCCCCGGUUCCCUUUCCCACAGCGACCACCCCUGACAGCUCAGUUUCACCCUCAGAUCCUUUUUCUCCACAUGCUGUAUCUGGGGAGAUACGUGGCUUCCCGAGGCCGGGCACUCGCGCAUGAGGUUUGCUGGAGGAUGGCGGCUGCAGCGAGAAGCCGAGCAAGCUCCGCAUGCGUUCUCACCUGCCCACGCUGCUGAAACGGAAGAUUCGAGGGGGUGGAGGGAACCCAGUCCCAUGCCCUCCUCCAAGUUGUAAACUACCGGGUCUAUUCCGUGAAUGCGGGUUCACCUCCUCCACCGCCACUUUCCUCCCUCCCCACGCAGCGCGCGUCGGGUCGGAGUAAAUGCUUAGAGCAUUUUAGCUCCCGCGCACAAUCCAAAAUAAACUUUUUAACACCUCGUCGUCGGCGGGGAGGACAGGACACUCGAGAAGACUCCUGUCCUGUCGCCACAGGCGCCCAGGGCGCCCGAGGCGGCGUGUAGGGCGCCCAUUGGGCGUUCUGUGGGCAGAGGAGCGGGGUGGGUCUGGCCCGGGCUCACUUUGAGAAGCAGCCGCCUUCCAAUCUGCGGAAAUCCAACUUCUUCCACUUCGUCCUGGCCCUCUACGACAGGCAGGGCCAGCCUGUGGAGAUCGAGAGGACGGCCUUUGUGGGGUUCGUCGAGAAGGAAAAGGAAGCCAACAGCGAAAAGACGAAUAACGGAAUUCACUACCGGCUCCAGCUCCUGUACAGCAACGGGAUAAGGACCGAGCAGGAUUUCUACGUGCGCCUCAUUGACUCCAUGACAAAACAAGCCAUAGUGUAUGAAGGCCAAGAUAAGAACCCAGAAAUGUGCCGAGUAUUGCUCACACACGAAAUCAUGUGCAGCCGCUGUUGUGACAAGAAAAGCUGUGGCAACCGAAAUGAGACUCCCUCAGAUCCAGUGAUAAUUGACAGGUUCUUCUUGAAGUUUUUCCUCAAAUGUAACCAAAAUUGCCUAAAGAAUGCAGGAAACCCACGUGACAUGCGGAGAUUCCAGGUCGUGGUGUCUACAACAGUCAACGUGGAUGGCCAUGUCCUGGCAGUCUCCGAUAACAUGUUUGUCCAUAAUAACUCCAAGCAUGGGCGGAGGGCUCGGAGGCUUGACCCCUCGGAAGGUACGCCCUCUUAUCUGGAACAUGCAGCUACUCCCUGUAUCAAAGCCAUCAGCCCGAGUGAAGGAUGGACGACGGGAGGCGCGACUGUGAUCAUCAUAGGGGACAAUUUCUUUGAUGGGUUACAGGUCAUAUUCGGUACCAUGCUGGUCUGGAGUGAGUUGAUUACUCCUCACGCCAUCCGUGUGCAGACCCCUCCUCGGCACAUCCCUGGUGUUGUAGAAGUCACACUGUCCUACAAAUCCAAACAGUUCUGCAAAGGGACGCCAGGAAGAUUCAUUUACACAGCGCUCAACGAACCCACCAUCGAUUAUGGUUUCCAAAGGUUACAGAAGGUCAUUCCCCGGCACCCUGGCGACCCUGAGCGUUUGCCAAAGGAAGUAAUACUCAAAAGGGCGGCGGACCUGGUGGAGGCGCUGUACGGCAUGCCGCAUAACAACCAGGAAAUUAUUCUGAAGAGAGCAGCUGACAUUGCAGAGGCCCUGUAUAGUGUCCCCCGCAACCACAGCCAGCUCCCGGCCCUCACGAACACCUCGGUCCACGCAGGAAUGAUGGGAGUGAAUUCCUUCAGUGGACAACUGGCUGUGAAUGUCUCCGAGGCAUCUCAGGCCACCAAUCAGGGUUUCACCCGCAACUCAAGCAGCGUAUCACCGCACGGGUACGUGCCGAGCACUACUCCGCAGCAGACCAACUAUAACUCUGUCACCACAAGCAUGAACGGAUACGGCACUGCCGCCAUGUCCAAUCUGGGUGGCUCCCCAACCUUCCUCAACGGCUCAGCUGCCAACUCGCCCUACGCCAUCGUGCCAUCCAGCCCCACCAUGGCCUCCUCCACAAGCCUCCCCUCCAACUGCAGCAGUUCCUCGGGCAUCUUCUCCUUCUCACCAGCCAACAUGGUCUCGGCCGUGAAACAGAAGAGUGCUUUCGCGCCAGUCGUCAGACCCCAGACCUCCCCGCCUCCCACCUGCACCAGCACCAACGGGAACAGCCUGCAAGACCAGUCUUUUGUGGACUCUAGCAAGUUCUCCACUGCAGGGUCCCUUCCAGGACUGGCCUUCUCCUGAACGAUAUCUGGCAUGAUUGUUCCUCCCAUGUGAAAGAAUUGCCUUGAAGAAUUUUAUUAAUGAAGAGGUUGGAUUCUGCUGCAGAGAGUAAUCUGAUACAAGUCCCAGAGUGGAACUUUUAACUCAGGCCUUUUUAAGAGGAAUCACAGUAACUGCGGAUUUUUAAACAAACAAUAUCACCAACCUUGCAAACACUGAAAUUGGAAGGAUCUGCGAGUGCAGGGUGUUGGUUAAAUUGUGCCUCCCAAGUAUUUGGGGGAUAUAUUUAUUCUGUGUUGAUAAAAGCAAAUCCACUUUUCUUUUACUUUUUUUUCUUAAGCUUAACUCGGCAAUCAUUUGUCUUUUAUAAACCCAUAAAGCUGUAUACAAGGGACACUAUAAAUAAGACUCCAUGUUUUAAUUUAUGAUGUUUUUAAAGCUGUGUAAAGGGAGAAUGAAGUGGUGAUAUUUACAAAAAAGUAAAAAAAAGAAAAAAAAGAAAAAAAGAAAAAAUAGCUUGUAUGGGACAGAAUAGGAAUGCCAGUUAGAUUUUUUAGAAAACUAAGGGUCGGCUUUUGCGCCUUAAAGCAUAUCAAAUGGUAGUUAGCUCAGACAGUGCAUUUUCAAUAUCUAACUUAACAUGCCAUCCCUUAGCAGUGCAAGCUUAUUUAUCUCUUUUGUAUUGUUGUCUUAAGUAACUGUAAAUAAAUGCAGCCUGGAAAGCUAAAAA
This is a messenger RNA of Manis javanica (Malayan pangolin), 3644 nucleotides long. Lineage: Eukaryota; Metazoa; Chordata; Mammalia; Pholidota; Manidae. The record is from RefSeq and is a predicted model, not a curated record.